This is a messenger RNA of Rhododendron vialii, 3103 nucleotides long. Its product is annotated as nuclear cap-binding protein subunit 1. The record is from RefSeq and is a predicted model, not a curated record. Gene Ontology annotation, cellular component: nucleus; nuclear cap binding complex. The transcript is spliced from 19 exons. Gene Ontology annotation, molecular function: protein binding; mRNA binding; RNA cap binding. Gene Ontology annotation, biological process: mRNA export from nucleus; nuclear-transcribed mRNA catabolic process, nonsense-mediated decay. Bases 179 to 2767 code for a protein of 862 amino acids. NCBI's taxonomy places the organism in Eukaryota, Viridiplantae, Streptophyta, Magnoliopsida, Ericales, Ericaceae.
CACAUAGCGGGUUUUGGUGUGGAUCCAUCAGUUUCCAUAUACGUGGAGAAACCCUUUGAAGAAUCUAUUCUCCGUUCCUUUCGACCCCGCCCGCCCUCUCUGUAGUUCUCCCUGGCUUUCUUUCUUUCUUUCUGACUCUCUUACCGUCGCAGCUGGCUAGUGGGCUUCUCCCCAAAAAAUGAGCAGUUGGAAGAGUUUAGUUCUUCGAAUCGGAGAGAAAUGCCCUGAGUAUGGCGGAAUUACCGAUUCCAAAGAUCACAUUGAGACAUGUUUCGGAGUGGUUCGGCGAGAGUUGGAGCACUCGGGAAUGGAUAUUUUGACUUUCCUGCUUCAGUGUGCUGAACAACUGCCGCACAAGAUUCCUUUGUAUGCAACGCUGGUUGGUUUGUUAAAUUUAGAGAAUGAGGACUUCGCCAGAAAAGUAGUGGAGAAUACUUACACUAAUUUGCAGGAUGCUCUGGAUUCUGGCAAUUGCAACAGCAUUCGUAUAUGGAUGCGGUUUCUCACCGCUAUGAUGUGCAGCAAAGUCGUCCAACCAAAUUCUCUAGUGUUUGCCUAUGAGGCACUUUUAUCAUCUGCAGCAACAACAGUGGACGAGGAGAAAGGAAAUCCUGCUUGGCAAGCAUGCGCUGACUUCUACAUAACUUGUGUUCUAUCCUGUCUCCCUUGGGGAGGAGCUGAACUUGUUGAGCAAGUUCCUGAUGACAUUCAGAGUGUUAUGUCUGGCGUACAAGGUUAUUUCAGCCUUAGAAGACGUGUUUCUGAUAGUGGUUUCUCUGUUUUCAAGGACGCUGAUGACACUGAGAACGCGCUUGAUGAAAAGGAUUUCUUGGAAGAUUUAUGGGGUUGGAUCCAGGAUCUAUCCAACAGAGGGUGGAAACUUGACAGUGUUCCCAGGCCUCACCUUUCAUUUGAAGCUCAGCUGGUAGCCGGAAAGUCUCAUGAUUUGGCGCAGAUCAGCUGUCCUAAGCCACCCGAUCCACCUGCAGUACUCUCUGCUGUAGCUUGUGGCAAGCAGAAGCAUGAGGCUGAAUUGAAAUAUCCUCGAAGGAUACGCAGGCUUGACAUCUUUCCUACAAGUAAAAUGGAGGAUAUACAACCUAUAGAUCGCUUUGUUGUUGAAGAGUAUUUACUGGAUGUGCUUUUGUACCUGAAUGGCUGUCGAAAGGAAUGCGCUUCCUACAUGGUUGGUCUACCUGUGACUUUUCGAUAUGAAUAUCUCAUGGCAGAAACCAUAUUCUCUCAGCUUCUCUUUUUGCCCCAUCCCCCAUUCAAGCCUAUGUACUACACUUUGGUUAUUAUUGACCUUUGUAAGUCUCUUCCAGGGGCCUUUCCGGCUGUUGUAGCUGGUGCCGUUCGUGCUCUGUUUGAUAAAAUAGAUGAUUUAGACAUGGAAUGCCGCACACGCCUUAUCCUUUGGUUCUCUCACCAUCUAUCUAACUUUCAAUUUGUUUGGCCAUGGGAGGAAUGGGCUUUUGUCUUAGACCUUCCAAAAUGGGCCCCGCAGCGUGUUUUUGUUCAAGAGGUUUUGGAGAGAGAAGUCCGUUUGUCAUAUUGGGACAAAGUUAAGCAGAGCAUUGAGAAUGCCCCUGCUUUGGAGGAGUUGCUUCCUCCGAAGGGUGUACCAAACUUCAAAUAUGGCGGUGAAGGUGGUAGAGAUGGAACUGAACAUGCACUUUCUUCAGAACUCAGUGGCAUGGUGAAAGGAAGGCAAACUGUCCGUGAAAUUAUUUCGUGGAUGGAAGAAAGUGUAAUUCCUGCUCAUGGUUUUGAAAUUACACUCAGUGUGAUUGUUCAGACCCUUCUUGACAUAGGUUCAAAAAGCUUUACUCAUUUGAUCACUGUCUUGGAGAGGUAUGGUCAAGUGAUUGCGAGGAUAUGCCCAGAUCAAGAUAAGCAAGUAAUGCUGAUAGAUGAAGUAAGCUCUUACUGGAAGAACAGUGCUCAAUUGACAGCUAUAACCAUUGAUAGAAUGAUGGGUUAUCGUCUUAUAUCUAAUAUGGCCAUUGUGAGAUGGGUCUUCUCUCCCGUGAACUUUGAGCUGUUUCAUACCUCUGACCGUCUGUGGGAGAUUCUUAGGAAUGCUGUUAAUAAGACCUAUAAUCGUAUUUGUGAUCUAAGAAAAGAGAUCUCUACCCUCAAGAAAGGUGUUGUGUCAGCUGAGGAAGCCGCAACUAAAGCUAAAGCAGAGUUGGAGGGCGCUGAGUCACAGCUGACUCUAAUGGAUGGUGAACCUGUUCUGGGGGAAAACCCUGUGAGAUUGAAGCGCUUGAAAGCUAGAGCUGAAAAAACAAAAGAGGAGGAGGUAUCGGCUCGUGAAUCUUUAGAGGCGAAGGAGGCUCUCCUUGCUCGAGCCCUUGAUGAAAAUGAGGCACUGUUCCUUUCCUUGUUUAAGAACUUCUCAACUGUCAUGACGGAACGUCUAGAUGAUGCCUUUAGAGAUGGAGCAUUGCAGCAGCCUAGUCAAGCAGAUGAAAUGGCGAUUGACCUUGAAGACACAUCUGCCAUGGAGCUGGACAAAGAAAAUGCAAAACCUGAGAAAAGCCAUUCAAAUGGGGGAAGUGCUGGCAAUGGCUAUAAGGUUGGUGAAAAAGAGCAAUGGUGUUUAUCAACUCUUGGUUGCGUGAAGGCCCUUACAAGGCAAUAUGCUUCCGAGAUAUGGCUGUACAUGGAGAAGUUAGAUGCAGAGGCAUUGUCAGGAGAUGCACACCCUCUCUUUCGAAAGGCCGUAUAUUCUGGGUUGCGUCGACCUUUGAAUGGGUCGUGAUCUGGUCAACAUUUUUGUUACAAUUUUCCUCUUUAAACGUCACGUGUUUUAGUUGAUCUGUUGAUGUAAAUUGUGCAGAAGGGUAUGGAAAGAAUGGACAUUGGGGGAUAGUUGUCCACUUUAUAGCUAAGGUUACUUUCUGUUUUAAACUUAUGUAUUACAACUAGGGGUAUUAGAAGCUCAGCAGGUGGUUGGUUGGAAUUAUGUAUCUGAAUUCUGAAGUUACCAAAAGGUUGGUAGCGUUAGGAAAGGAAAAGGUACCCACCAGGAUGAACUUGUGCUACACAUUGGUUUUCUCAUUGAGAUAGGAACUAUGAGCGCUCAUUGGUUUUCUCA